Cercospora beticola is the source of this 1575-nucleotide messenger RNA. RefSeq lists its product as uncharacterized. Lineage: Eukaryota; Fungi; Ascomycota; Dothideomycetes; Mycosphaerellales; Mycosphaerellaceae. The record is from RefSeq and is a predicted model, not a curated record. Gene Ontology annotation, molecular function: acetyltransferase activity; lipoic acid binding. Gene Ontology annotation, cellular component: mitochondrion; cytoplasm.
CGAACUCUACGGCAGAACAAAAACAAUGCCUAUGCGCGGCACGAGGAAUGAGAAUGUAGUAGCGAUUCCAGUUCGCAUUGUGCCCUCCACUCUUGACAUUUGCAAUGUCUGCACCAACCAUCGGCCGGUCGUUCUCGAGAGUGCUUCAAUACCAGCAACUACGAACAGCUGGGUUACCACGGCCACUGUUCUACCGCCAAUACCAUGCGUCAAUACGUCGAGAUGUGGUCAAGCCGUUCCUGUUAGCAGACAUUGGCGAGGGUAUCACCGAAUGUCAACUCAUCCAAUGGUUUGUACAGCCUGGUGCCCGCGUAGAACAGUUCGACAAGCUCUGCGAGGUCCAGUCCGACAAGGCGAGCGUCGAGAUCACCAGCCCCUUCGAUGGAGUCAUCAAAAAGCUGCAUUACGAGCCGGACGACAUGGCAAUUACUGGGAAGCCGCUGGUAGAUAUUGAUAUCCAGCAGGAACUGAGCGAGGCGGAUGAAGCCAAGCUCGGUGACGUUGGCGACAAAGGGGAGCAAUCCAGUGCCAACAAUGCUCAGGAAGCUGAGCAGGCUACGCAGCAGCAAGAGAUUGAAGCCGAAGGUGUAAGUGGAGAAGAUGCUGUGGCUGCAGAGAGCCAGGAAACAUCAGGGCAGGAAGCACGUCGAGAGAGCAAAGGUACACACGGUUCUCUGGCCACGCCAGCAGUGCGACACCUGAUCAAAGAGCACAAGCUAGACAUUGAAGAUAUCGAUGGCACAGGAAGAGAUGGCAGAGUGCUCAAGGAGGACGUGCAGCGUCACAUAUCGCAGGGAGACAAGACAGCUUCACAGCCGUCUGCCACAAAAGCCGUGGCAAGCAAAGAGGACCGCAAAGUCCCUCUCACACCUGUCCAAAACCAGAUGUACAAGGCCAUGACGCGCUCGCUGAACAUUCCACACUUCUUGUACAGCACGUCUGCAGACAUGACGGCCAUAACUUCUCUGCGCAAGAAGCUCAAUGCUUCAGCAGAACCCGGUCAGAAGAUCACUCACCUCGCAUUCAUCAUGAAGGCGGUCAGCCUGGCGUUCUCCAGGCAUCCCAUGCUCAAUGCUGCACUCAACACCAAGGACCCGAAGAAGCCGGAGCUGACGUACAAGGGCAGCCACAACUUCGGUAUUGCGAUUGACACGCCCAAAGGUCUCUUGGUGCCGGUCAUCAGCAACGUUCAGGACUUGAGUAUAGCAGAGAUCGCUGCAAAGAUGAGGCAGUUGUCCGAGGCUGCACGAAAUAAUAAGCUUGCACCUGGAGACUUCAGCGGCGCAACGUUUACGGUGUCGAACAUCGGUUCUGUCGGGGGAGGUGUUGUUGCGCCAGUGAUUUCGGAGCCGCAAGUCGGAAUUGUAGGCGUCGGGAGAAGCAAGAUUGUGCCCGCAUUCAACGAGCAUGAUGAGCUGAUCAAGAAGGAGGAGCUGGUGCUGAGCUGGAGCGCCGACCAUCGUGUGGUGGACGGGGCGGAAUGUGCGCGGUGUGCUGAGCGAGUGAAGACAUUACUCGAAGACCCAUCAUCGAUGUUGGUCGAGCUGCGAUAAGUAGUGCUCUCAUCAAACGCAC